Molecule: messenger RNA, 1029 nt
Organism: Giardia duodenalis
Lineage: Eukaryota; Fornicata; Diplomonadida; Hexamitidae
Product: putative Transcriptional repressor NOT4Hp
Exons: 1
Coding region: 1-1029 (342 amino acids)
Biological process (GO): protein ubiquitination
Cellular component (GO): CCR4-NOT complex
Molecular function (GO): metal ion binding; RNA binding; ubiquitin-protein transferase activity
Source: RefSeq, a predicted model, not a curated record
AUGAGUGAAGAGCCGAGUGACGACCUCAACACCUGUCCCCUGUGCUGCAAUAAGAUGACUGGACAGGAUGAACUCCUUUUCUUCCCAUGUACCUGCAAUUACCAGGUCUGUGCUUUCUGCUUCGACAAAGUCAAAGGUGGCCAAUGCCCUCAUUGCAGGACAGUAUAUGACCCUAAAGUAUAUAGAAGAUUGACUCCCGAAGAGUUUAUGCGGCAAUUUCCCGACAAAAGAUUGCCUCAAUCUAAACCUCGUUCCAGACCUGUAAAGUCUCAUAGGCAAAGCACCCUUCUUUCUUCCAGCCAUUCACAUAUUAAUAAGAGCGAAUUGAGCAAAACGCGGGUCUUGCAAAGUAAUCUUGUUUAUGUGACAGGGGUUCCCAAUUCACUGACAGUGGACGAGCUGAAGUCUUCUAGCUUUUUUGGUAAGUAUGGAACUGUGCUAAAAAUAGUAGCCAAGCACAACGCACACAUAGAAGCUCAUCGGCACACAUAUGCACUUUACAUUACAUAUAGUACGGACGAAAGUGCAAAAGACUGUAUCCUAUCGUCUACAGAAACAUACCUUGGUGGAAACUUACUUAGGUGCUCAUUUGGGACGACAAAGUUUUGCACUUCCUUCCUAGAUGGUAAGCAAUGCGCUAACAAAGAUUGCAUGUUUCUUCACGAUCUUAGAGAUGAUCAUAUAAUCUUCACAGAAAAGGACACAAACAAUAAGCGCCGCUUCAAUGAGUAUGUACAUCCAAAAGUGCCCCAGAAUAGAAUUACUUUUAUAGACAAUCCUGGUCAAAUAGCGGGCCUCCCGCCAUCAUGGGACAAGGAGCAAAGCAAGAACCACUCUGGAGAAAUGGACGGCUCUCGGGUCCAAGGAACCCCCACUCCUUAUUGGAAGAUUGCGCCAGGUAAAGGGCUAGAUUUAAAACAGAAACUUGAGUUACUGCACCCCUACGAAAUAGAAGAAUACACCACAAAGCUUGCCGGCCUCACCUUCCCAGACACCCCUCUAUUUUUCCCACUUCCUCCCUGUCGAUAG